Anopheles coustani is the source of this 5136-nucleotide messenger RNA. RefSeq lists its product as uncharacterized. Lineage: Eukaryota; Metazoa; Arthropoda; Insecta; Diptera; Culicidae. Gene Ontology annotation, biological process: DNA integration. Bases 1 to 5136 code for a protein of 1711 amino acids. The record is from RefSeq and is a predicted model, not a curated record. Gene Ontology annotation, molecular function: nucleic acid binding. The transcript is spliced from 2 exons.
AUGGCUGAGACAAAAGUGUUACAAGCGAAGCAGGCUAAGCUUCAGUCGUCGAUUGUAGGAAUGCAACGAGUGCAACUAUUCGUCGAUUCCUACACUGCGGACCAAAGCAACCAAGCCGAGCAUCGCCUUCAAAGGUUUGAAGCAUUCUUUGAGUCGUAUACUCAAAGCUUCGACGACAUCCUCGAGCUAGGGGUUUCACCCGAAACCAUCGCAUCGCUUGAGAACAUCCGGACGCAAGUAGAGGAGCUCUACUGCGUAACCAAAGGAAAGCUCAUGGACAUACUGAGCGAAUCUGCGAAGAUAACGGUGAAACAGGAGGCAGCUACCACAUCAUCGCUUGCCGCGGUAAAGCUGCCAACCAUUUCUCUGCCGAGCUUCAACGGAGAUUAUGACACUUGGCUCACGUUCCACGACACGUUCGAGUCCCUGGUGCAUAAAUCGAAGGAACUAUCGGCAAUCCAGAAGUUCCACUACCUUCGCGCCGCGCUGGAAGGAGAAGCCGCUAGCCAAAUCCAGGUGCUAAGCAUCACGUCGGAGAACUACGACAUCGCCUGGACGACACUGGUUGAGCGGUACUCCAACAAAGUUCUUCUGAGGAAGAAACAAGUGCGCUCCCUUUUGGGCUUGCCAAAAAUUACAAAGGGAAGCGUUCAAGCCCUACGCAACAUCGUCGACAAGUUUGUGCUACACCUGCAAGUGCUGCAACAGCUCGGUGAACCGAUUGACCCGAACAGCACAAUCAUCGUAGGCCUGCUAGCAGACAAGCUCGACGAUGCUACAGUAACUGCUUGGGAAGAAUCGCUCGAUCCCAAACAGCAGCCCACCUACGCUCAGAUGGUUCAAUUUCUUCGAAGGAGAAUACAAACCAUGGAGAGCAUCGAAGUAAACCGUUCGACAUCUUCGUCAAACGUCGAACGAAGGAAGCAGACACCACGCUCUCACAUGAACGCCGCAGCUUCAGCCGCAGUGCAGCAGCAGCAGCACCAGAACGAAGCAGUGUGUAGUGUGUGUCGACAAAACCAUUCCGUAAACCAGUGCACAAACUUUACAACCGCUAACCAUCAGCAGCGACUUCAAAUAGUGCGCGAUAAAAAACUGUGUGCAAACUGUUUACGAGAAAACCAUACGGCAGCACAAUGCACCAGCAAGUUUGUGUGUCGCCAGUGCUCCGGACGUCAUCACACGUUAAUACAUCCGGGAUUAUUUCAACCACAGCAGCAGCCAUCGAACAGCUCAGCUCCGUCGUCCAGCAUGUUGGCAGCAUCAACAACACACCCAUCGGUGCAAGGUACGAAUUUCGAUCGUGCGAUCCUCACAACUGUGCUAUUGGUGGUUGUGGAUGCCAACGGCGGCGAGCACCUAGCGCGUGCUCUUCUGGACUCCGGAUCGCAACCCAACGCAAUGAGUGAAAAGCUGUGCCAGCAACUUCGUUUGCGCCGGAAAGUGGUUGAUUUGGAGAUAACUGGAGUUGACAACACAACCACCUCCGCAAAGCACAUGGUGUCAGCAGAAAUCCGAUCCAGGAUCGGAGAGUUCAACAAAACCGUGGAUUUCAUCGUUCUCCGUAAGGUGACCCACGACAUUCCCGCUACACCAUUCGGCACGACAGACUGGAACAUACCAGCAGAUGCAGACCUCGCUGAUCCGCACUUCAACACCGUGGGACGGAUCGACAUGAUCAUCGGGGUGGCAAACUUCUACACCUUCCUGAAGGAAGGACGAAUUCGUCUGCACGAGAACGGACCGUUGCUCGUAGAAACCGUCUUCGGCUGGGUAGUUACCGGAAGCCCACCGCCACCGGAGCAAAAGAUGGCAAUGAGAUGCCAUUUUAACAUCAUCACUCCAAGCCUCGAAGACCAGAUCGAACGAUUCUGGAAAGCGGAAGAAAUCGAGACCACGCAGACAGCAGAUGAAAGGUACUGCGAAGAAUACUUCAAGGAUACGGUUUCCCGAGAUACGACGGGUCGAUACAUCGUGAAGCUACCGAAGCAUCAACAACACGACAAGUUAAUCGGUGCUUCAAAGGCAACCGCCUUACGACGAUUCGGAGCCCUCGAGCGGAAAUUGAGUAAAAACGACGAGCUUCGCCAUCAAUACCACGACUUCAUGGCGGAGUACAUUGCGUUACAUCACAUGACACCUGUGGAAGACGACGCAGCAGAUGGUCCCGCAGCGUGUUAUCUACCGCAUCAUCCCGUCUUCAAGGACACCAGCACCACCACCAAAGUAAGAGUCGUGUUUGAUGGUUCCGCAGCAACAUCAACAGGACACUCUCUGAACGAUGCUUUGAUGGUGGGACCUGUCGUACAAGAUGACUUGCUUAGUCUGGUCAUCCGGUUCCGGAAAUUCAAGAUCGCAGUGGUAGCAGACCUCGAGAAAAUGUACCGGCAAGUGUUGGUUCAUCCAGUGGAUCGCCCUCUGCAACGCAUCAUCUGGCGAUUCGACAGCAGCCAACCAGUGCAAAUCUACGAGCUCGACACCAUCACGUACGGCUUGGCCCCGUCAUCGUUCUUAGCGACAAGAACACUUCUGCAGCUAGUAGAGGACGAAGGAACUUCAUACCCGCUGGCAAGCAAUGCCAUCAAGCAUCACCUGUACAUGGACGACCUCAUCGCCGGCGCCGACAGCAUUGAAGGUGCCAUCAGUCUGCGAGAAGAACUGGCCACCCUUGUCAGCAAGGGUGGAUUCACGUUCCGCAAGUGGUGUUCCAACGCUCUUCCAGUACUGGAAGGAGUCCCACCAGCACUACUUGGAACGAAAUCAGCGUUCAACUUCGACAUCGAGGAAAACAUCAAAACGCUCGGCAUUCGAUGGGAUCCAGAAGCCGAUGUUUCGAUCGUCAUCAAACCAUCGCCACACUCCAAACGCAGCAUACUCUCUUCAAUCGCGCAGCUGUACGACCCACUCGGUUUAAUUUCACCGGUCAUCGUGCAAGCGAAAUUGAUCAUGCAGUUGCUUUGGCUAUUGGGACUGCAUUGGGACGACAAGGUACCGGACGACCUACAACGAAAAUGGGACAUCUUCUGCGAGCAGCUUGCCAAACUUCAGAACUUCACCAUCACGAGGUUCGCAUUCAUAGCCGGUUAUCACCAAGCAGAGCUUCAUUGUUUCACCGACGCGUCGGAAGCAGCUUACGGAGCUUGUAUCUACAUCCGGUCGGAAACGUCUGACGGAUCAGUGCAAGUGAGCUUGCUGACAUCGAAAUCCAAAGUUGCUCCGCUGAAACCCGUCACCAUCCCUCGUCUAGAACUUUGUGCAGCACUGCUAGGAGCGAGACUCUACACCAAAGUGAAGGAUGCACUGGACAUGCAGUUUUCAGCGCGUCACUUCUGGUCGGAUUCAACCGUCGUUCUCCAAUGGCUACAGGCUCCCGCACGUACAUGGAAAACGUACGUGGCAAAUCGUGUCGCAAAGAUACAGGACGCCACCCAAGGUUCACGCUGGCGACAUGUCUCCGGAAGCGACAACCCGGCGGACAUUGUAUCACGCGGCUGUUCAGUGGACGAACUGAUUAGCGAUCAACGAUGGCAAAACGGUCCAGCUUGGCUACGAGCGCCAAAAUCUACAUGGCCAUCGGAAAUCAUCUGCACAAACAAAAUCGCCGAAGAAGAGCUACGGAAGGACGUCAUAACUCUGCCAGUCCAGGUGGUGAAACCAAAUGAAAUCUUCGAGAGAUUUUCUUCAUACUCAAUGCUUCUGCGAGCCGUCGGCUACUGUCUCCGGUUCUGCAACAACACCCGGAACAAAACUCGACGCAUAACCAGCAGAACUCUUCUCGUCAGUGAGCUGACGAAAGCAACUACCUGUCUUGUAAAAAUCGUCCAGACAGAAGCAUUUCCUGAUGAAAUUCAACGCUUCAAAAGGCAUCAACCCGUAUCUACACGGUCAUCUCUUCGACUACUGAAUCCGUUCGUUGACGGUGACGGAGUGAUCCGCGUUGGUGGCCGGCUACAGCAAUCGGAUGCAGCAUACGAGGUACGUCAUCCAAUUGUCAUCCCUGGGUUUCAUCCGUUUACGCAGAUGCUUCUGGUACACCAACACCGUAAACUACUACACGGCGGCAUCUCGCAUACACUGUCUGCAGUGCGCGAUGGAUUCUGGCCAUUGAAUGGACGCAAGGCAGUCAGAAGCGCCAUACGAAAAUGUCACGAGUGUUGCAGAGCCAAUCCUCAUCCAAUAGAACAACCAGAGGGUCAACUACCGGUCGACAGAGUGACAGCAAACGACGCGUUCAUCUGUACCGGAAUCGAUUAUUGUGGGCCUAUCUACCUGAAGCCGAUUCAUCGGAAAGCCGCGGCUCGUAAGGCUUACAUCUGCAUUUUUGUUUGCCUCAGCACCAAGGCUGUCCAUUUGGAGCUGGUCAGCGAUCUCAGCACGGCAGCAUUCCUGAUGGCUCUUGACCGGUUUGUGUACAGGAAAGGCAGGCCGACCCAUAUCUACUCGGACAAUGGUACCAAUUUCAUUGGUGCUAAAAACGCCCUUCACGCCAUCUACGCCAUGCUGAAUCACACGAAGAGCAAGGAGCAGAUCGACAAACAUUUGGCAGACGACGCGAUUCAAUGGCACCUCAUCCCUCCACGAGCACCCAACUUCGGCGGUCUAUGGGAGGCCGCGGUCAAGGUGGCCAAAACUCACUUGGUUCGUCAACUCGGCGCAGCAUCACUCUCCGAAGAGGAAAUGGCGACCGUGCUGGCUAAAAUCGAAGGAUGCAUGAACUCCCGUCCUUUGACACCACUCUCCAGUGACCCGAACGAUUUGGAAGCACUGACCCCGGCCCACUUCCUCAUCAAGCGCCCGCUGCAGCCACUGCCGGAAUUCAACGCCAGCUGUGCUUCCCAGAACCAGCUGGCCAAGUAUCAACGUCUGCAAAGGUUCACACAAAGCUUUUGGGAUCGUUGGUGCAACGAAUACCGCAAGGAGCUUAACAUUGCCCACCGACGACAACGCAAAGGAUACCAGCUUGCUGAAGGGGAUCUGAUCAUCCUGAAGGACGACCAACUACCGCCAACCCGAUGGCCUUUAGCUCGAGUUCUUGAACUACAUCCAGGACCUGACGGCAUUUCCAGAGUGGCGACGUGGUAUGAGGUGGGCCAUCAUCAUCAUCAUCAUAAUUGUCCAAAUCAGCUUUUAGAUUAA